AGAAGCAAGCUAUACCACACUAUCCAAAAGCCUUGGCUAUACUUUCUUGAGUUCUUCACACAUAUUGAUCCAUAUACGAUCAAAAUUUAAACAUGUCACUCAUUGCCAAAUUGUUUGGAGAUGAACCAUUGGAUCCAUUCCUUUCUGUGAUCAACAAGUGUCCGGUACUCAACACCCCGACUGACUGGAAGGAGACCCCUAAUGCUCACGUUCUCAUUUCCGACCUGCCGGGGCUGAAGAAAGAGGAGGUGAAGGUGGAGGUUGAUGAUGGCAGAGUACUCCAAAUCAGUGGCGAGAGGAAAGUAGAAGAUGGUGACGGUGGUAGUGAUAAGAAUGAUCCUGAAUAUAAGUGGCACCGUGUCGAACGUAGUCGUGGCAAGUUCCUUAGGAGGUUUAAGCUACCGGAAAAUGCCAAGACCGAUGAGAUUCAGGCUUCCAUGGAGAACGGAGUGCUUACUGUCACUAUCCCCAAGCAGGAGGUUCCAAAACCUCAAAGGAAGGUCGUUGAGAUUAAUUGAAGCACAUUAACUACUAGUUGAAGGGGCCUUGUCUGUGUGUUUGUGUGACAAUAAAUGGUUACUAGUGUGUUUGCUAUCAUCAACGUUUGCUUUGCUUUGUUUCUCAUGCAUAUUUUUCAUUUUUGUGAUGUACAUGAAACUGGAAGUAUGCAAAUUUAUAUCUCGUUAAAUAAAGCUUAAUGUUUGCAAACUCG
Messenger RNA from Fragaria vesca subsp. vesca, 712 nucleotides. Its product is annotated as 18.1 kDa class I heat shock protein-like. NCBI's taxonomy places the organism in Eukaryota, Viridiplantae, Streptophyta, Magnoliopsida, Rosales, Rosaceae. Bases 93 to 518 code for a protein of 141 amino acids. The transcript has a single exon. The record is from RefSeq and is a predicted model, not a curated record. Gene Ontology annotation, biological process: response to hydrogen peroxide; protein complex oligomerization; response to salt stress.